Striga asiatica is the source of this 3011-nucleotide messenger RNA. The record is from the annotation of a GenBank genome assembly. NCBI's taxonomy places the organism in Eukaryota, Viridiplantae, Streptophyta, Magnoliopsida, Lamiales, Orobanchaceae.
ACGUUGAAAGCAGGGUUUACUCGUAAAUACUGUGUGAUGUUAUGUCAACAUGAGGCUGUCCCUGCUUCUGAACUCUGAUGCUUUGGCUGCUCUAGCUUCAAAGUGAUUAAUUUGGAUGGGCUACGUGAAAUGUGGUUUGUGUGGUCUUGUCCAAUUAUCAUCUAUUCUGUAUUUUAGUUGGGUGGAUUUUCAGAACAUUAGUUGACUCAGUUACUCCUGGGAUGGUCAAUAUUUUUUGCCCGUAUAGUAUAUGAAUUUGAGGUUUCCUCCAUAGAAGAAUCAUUUUGAAAGCUAGUAUUGACCCCAAAUUCAUAUAGUUACAUGAUGGUUACAGUGGAAUCAAAAUCCAGUUUGCUGCAGAAGCAUAACUGGGAAAAAGUUUUUGGAUUUAUUUUUUGUAGACCAGUUCUGAGUUGUAGGUUUUUUCGAUAACAAGACAAAAUAAACUAAUUAGUUCAUGAUACCUUAAACAACAAAGGAUACUGGUGUCUUGAUUCAUUUUGAUUCAAUCAUAUAUCUAUAUCUUCGGUGUGCAUCGGUGACUUCAUGGACUGGCUGUUUGAAGUACAUCCAAAAAUUCCUUAUGUCAAUAGCUUAAAUAUAACUAAUAAUUUAUUUCAAUCGAUGUCCAUACCAUUAUGUCAAAACAUAUAUUCUAGUCUUGUAAGUUCGUUUUCUACUCAGCUUGGAUAAUAGCUGUUGGUAUACUGAGGUAAUUGAGUUUGCUGUGGAAAUCGGUAUUUGAACUGAAUUGUCAUGACUGAUUAUGGAAUAUGAUUUGAUCAUCAGAUGUGUACAUUGUUUAAGGCCAUCUUGUUCUUUGAAUAAAAUUAGCAGGAAAGAAGGUUAGAUUUCAUGGAAGCUAUGAAAUUUGAAAUAGAACGUCUGAAGCUGAAUCUUUCUGCCGCUGAAAGAGACCGAGCCCUCUUAUCAAUUGGAAUCGAUCCUGCUAGCAUUAACCCAAAUACAUUGCUUGAGGAUUCAUACAUGGGGAGAUUACACAGGGUGGCCAGCACACUGGCAUUGUUCGGGCACGCUUCACUGGAAGAUAAAAUUACUGCUUCCAUUGGGCUUGGAACAUUUGAUAGAUGUUCCAUAGAUUUUUGGAAUGUUUCAGCAAUUGGGGAGAGGUGUUCAGGUGGUGCAUGCCAAGUUCGUGCCGAAACUGGGCUUGUUGGGGAUGGAUCAUUGACCUCAUCAUCAUCAACAAAAUCGGAAUCCAUUUUUGUAUGCGCUGAUUGUGAGAGGAAGGUCUGCAGAAUUUGUUCUGCAGGAAAAGGAGCUCUUUUGCUUGCAGGCCAUAUCUCAAAGGAUAUUUCAGGUUACAACAACAUAACUAGCCUAACUAGCCAGGGAGGUUCAGUUGAUUCAUCUUCCAACCGCUCGCCAGCACUCGAUGGAAUAAUCUGUAAGGAAUGCUGUCCCGAAGUUGUACUUGACGCCUUGAUUCUGGACCUUGUUAGGGUCUUGAUUGGCCAACAAAGAAAUAAUAGGGCGGAUGCUGCUGCCGAGGAAGCCUUGAACCACGUGUUUGGAUUAUCCUCGAGAAAUUUACCCCUCAAAAGCGAUCACUUUUUAAAGAGUCAAGGAGCUGCUAAGGUGUUAAAGAAAUUAACUGAUGGAGAAGAAUCACUUGCAGAAUUUCCGUUUGCCAGUUUUUUACACCUGGUUGAGACAGCAGCAGGUUCAGCACCCUUCUUAUCUUUGGUUGCUCCUUUAAAUUCUGGAUCACAAGAGUCAUACUGGAGAGCUCCUCAUGAUGCCUCGUCUGUUGAAUUUGUCAUUGUGCUAAAUGAUAUUUCUGAUGUGUCUGGUGUUGUCUUCUGGUCAGUCCAUGUGGUUAUUCAAUGUUCGAUGCCCCUACCAUCUUCGUCCGAACUUUGUGGGCCAGAGAGGUCCUUUGAAGAUGGUAAAGUUCCUAGGCAUGUCAAAUUCGCCUUCAAGAGUCCUGUUCGGUGCCGCAUCAUCUGGAUAACCUUGCGUUUGCCAAGAAUUGGAUCUAAUUCGGUCAAUUUCGAAAAAGAAUUUAACCUCUUGUCCAUGGAUGAAAACCCGUUUGCCCAAGUCGGCAGGCGUGCGUCUUUUGGUGGAGAAUUUGAUAGUGAACCAUGCAUUCAUGCUAAAAGAGUAAUAGUAGUGGGUACUGUAAGGAAAGAAAUAGGGACAUCCCCACAAGGGUCUGACCAAAUAAACGUGAGGAAUUGGUUCGAGAACCCUCCUCAGUUGAACAGAUUCAAGGUUGACAAACCUAUGGAAGUAGUUGAAACUGAACCCCCUCUUUCUAACAUUUCAGUAAAGCAUCGAGUGAACCAUUCGCCUUUCGCAAAUGUGGACUCGGAGUGCAGAGACUAUCUUUUAGAUGAGAGACUUAUUUCUCCUGCCGUGUUGUAUAUUCAAGUGUCCACCCUUCAGGAGUCAAAUAACAUGGUGACUGUUGCUGAGUAUCGGCUACCAGAAGUGAAACCCGGGACACCCAUGUAUUUUGACUUCCCCAGACAGAUAAACACUCGUCGCAUAACAUUUUGUCUGCUUGGAGACAUUGCAGCUUUCUCAGAUGACCCUUCAGAACAGGACAACUCGGAAUACAGAGCCCACCCAUGGGCUGUGGGCUUAUCACUGGCAAACAGAGUUAAAUUGUUCUACUAUGCUGAUCCAUACGAACUCGAGAAAUGGGCCAGCUUUUCUGCCGUUUGAUUAAACCAUUCUAAUCCUUUAUGUUCCGUUUGCUAGCGGAUGGCGCUUAUCUCGGCUUCAUUCUUUCAAAUGCCAAAUGUUGAGAUUUUGCGAUUCUUUAUUUUUGUAAAUUAGAGAUUGAGAUUCUUUUGUCAUGGUUUUUAUGUGAUUUGAGGAUCAGUUUAUUGGUGUAACUCCAUAUAGUCCAAAAAAUGUACUCUAGUUGGGGUCUGUAUGUGUUCUAAUUAAUACGUCGUACUGAUGUGUUAUGAGACUGUGUAUCCUUGAUACUCAUAUUUUCUAUCUUUUCAAAUGUCUAGGCCCCGCAAUAAAAAAAA